AUGAAAGCCGCUUUCUUGUCACUUUUCGCCACUUUGCUCACAUUCACCAGUGAAAUCGAAUGCGGAAUGGUGGAAGAUGUUCAGGCGAGGAAAGAGCUUUUCUUCAAGCCUGGUGGUCAACUCGAUGAUGGCUUGAAAGCGUACGCGAUCAAAAAAAAUUACGCCACAAACGAUUUCGCGAAUCAGUUGAUCGGAGUCUUCCACAACAUGAGCGCCACGCUGAACGAUGCUGUGGCAAACACGCGAGUUUUUGAGAAAAGCAAUCACGUUCUUGAUGGCUUUAAAGUCCGGGCUGGACUCGGCAAGCGAUUGGCCGAUUUGGGAGCCGCUGCGGACAAGGAUUUCCAGGCUUGCAUCGCGGAGUUUGACUUGUUGACAAAAGACAAGAAUGCGGUCACAUGGAGUGAUGUAAUCAAUCAUAAGUACACCACUUGCAACCCAGCCAUCCUCAACUACGUCUCAAAUGUCGUUGUUCCAGGCUUAUUGUUUCAAAUCGUUAACAUCUACGAUCCAUUGGUGCCCGAGGGGAAAACGACGGAAUUUGAAGCGACAACCGGGGCGGCAGCUGGAGCAAAAGCUGGAGGAGGAUUGUUGAACUUGGGCGGUAUUCUUGGUGGAGUGACUGGAGCGUUGGGUGGAGUCACUGGGACUCUCGACAAAACACUAGGAACAGGGCAAUUGUUGAGUAGAGUGACUGGCGCUUUGACGGGAACAGUUAACGGGAUCACAGCCACACUCGACCACAUCGUGUCAAUGAAAGAGAUCAUCCCAAAUCCACCGACAAGCUUGGCGCACGUUUUGAACGUUUUCGACAUCGAUGAA
This is a messenger RNA of Mesorhabditis belari, 822 nucleotides long. NCBI's taxonomy places the organism in Eukaryota, Metazoa, Nematoda, Chromadorea, Rhabditida, Rhabditidae. The record is from the annotation of a GenBank genome assembly.